AUGGCAAUUGUCGCGAAUUUGACAACUUUCAUCCGUCCAAGGGAUAGCUUGGACUCCGAGCCAGGACAGGAGGACGCAGCCGGACAAGAGGACCCAGCAUUGGCGACUCGCUUGUUUGUGGGGUAUACAUUGAAGAGAGUUGUAGAUGUAUAUGUCUCGCAGGUUGCUGCCACCGUUAGUCCCGAGCCCGCCACGGAAAGCAAGGAGGGUUCAAAUGAUGUGAAAAACAAGAAGUGA
This is a messenger RNA of Morchella sextelata, 237 nucleotides long. RefSeq lists its product as uncharacterized. The transcript has 4 exons. Bases 1 to 237 code for a protein of 78 amino acids. The record is from RefSeq and is a predicted model, not a curated record. NCBI's taxonomy places the organism in Eukaryota, Fungi, Ascomycota, Pezizomycetes, Pezizales, Morchellaceae.